ACGCUACCGAUAAGCACAUAUCACAACCACACAGAUCUCCGAUAACGUAUCGUCGUACCUUAUUUUUAUAACAAAAUGUCCACAGAGUUCUCGGGACUGCACUAAACGCGUCGUUGCGAAAAUGUUUACAAUACUGUGUCUAUAACAUACUUAAAUAAAAAUGCCAUACUGGAUCAUUUUUUUCUGUGCGCUCAUAGUAGUGUGUGCUCAACCAAGUGAUAAUAAUGACCGUUGUGCAGCUAUACAUUGCGUGGGCGAAGAAUAUGAAUGCAUAAAUGGGCGAUGUCACUGCGCAGAGGGUUACAUUCCUGACCAAUUCCAAAUAAAAUGUAUUCCAUGUCCAGGUCUUGGCGAAAAAUGUUCCGGUCGCUGCUGCAACAGAUAUGGGAAUGGCAGUCUCCAAUGCUGGCAAAAUAUAUGCCAAUCAUGCUACGACACCUACGGUAACUUGGUUUGCAGGGAUUCGCUAGAUCAAAUUUUAUUGAUAUCAACGACUCAAAUAAUUAUGGGAGCCACACUCGUCCUCGGAAUUAUUGUUACUUUCAUCCUGUUAUACAAACUCUGUACAGUUAAAAGCUUAAGGCCUUUGGGCAACGGACCGUCAGCAUACAACACGGAUGGCCGUCUGUCGAUAGGCAGUCUACAGUUGUACGUUGAGGAAAGAUUACGAGACGCGCCGCCACGUUAUUCGAGAGCACCUGCAUCUGGGUCCGCCAUAUAUCCGGCUGUGGCGUAUCUGAAUUCUGGAUUUAUCCACGACAGCAGUAUUCCGCCUCCACCGUACACAGAAAGAAAAAAUGACAAUGUUUCUCAAACCCAAAGCACAAUACAUAUAUGAGGAGCUUCAAUGUAUUAAUUAAUAUAAAAAAGAGCCGAUGCUCUUUUUACCUGGUGUGUCAUAAAUUUGAUCUGUUAUUUUGUGUAUGUACAUAAAAAUAUAAUAUUGUGAUCUUGUUAAGUAAAAAUAUACUAUUUAAGGGUCAAUAUAGUACUUAGUCAUAAUACAGCUAUUUUUUUAAUAUUUAAGUUAAAUUACACUUAAGCAAUUACCAAUGUAAUGUAUUUUAUAGUUUAUUAGGCAAAAUCGUAUCAUACGAAAUUGCGACCAGCAGCCUGCCUCUUGAGAAUCAAUAUAUUAAACUGUUAAAAGAACUUCUUAAUAAUAAACUACUGUGGCACUGUGCCAAACAUUUCUUGGAUUCACUUGUUUUUUUAGAAAAUAUAUUAACACACUCUGUAUAAAUCCCUAAUUUAGAUAGGUAUAUUUCAUUAGCUAUAAUACUGUGUGAACUCAAAAUAUAUUAUUUGAAAAAUGUAUGGUAUUUGUAAAAUUGUUUCCAAUACAAUAUUGAAAUUAUACACUGUACUCCACCUCAAAACAAAUAGUGCUGAGCUAUAAGAAAUAGAACUAUGUCUCAAUUGUCUACUUUUAAUUUUUGUUUGUGUUCCUACCUACCUACCUAACCUAAUAAACCUCACAGAUGAAC
Molecule: messenger RNA, 1487 nt
Organism: Manduca sexta (tobacco hornworm)
Lineage: Eukaryota; Metazoa; Arthropoda; Insecta; Lepidoptera; Sphingidae
Exons: 7
Coding region: 161-838 (225 amino acids)
Source: RefSeq, a predicted model, not a curated record